AUGGGCGAGGAGCAACUGGCGAAGGCCGGCCUUUUCGUGGACGAUUACAAUAAACUACGUCUUGUUGAUCCAGGUAAUACACUUUUUCAAUGGUUUAAUCUUUUCGCCGUUUUUAGAUGUGGCGGAACUUUUGCAAAGCGCUCAAGAGAAGUCAUCUGAGUUUAAUGCCCAGUUAAACAAUUUCCAGACGACUACUGGAGGGCUCAUUAACAGCAUCGAAGAGGUUUGUGCCAAUGCACCGCUAAGUACCAAUUACCUUGUUCAGUUUGCUGCGGUCGUCGAAACUGAAAAGAUCCGUGCGAUGAUGGUGCGGAACACUCAGGAACGAGACGUUCCCGAAGACGAUCCUGUGCUUCUGCAGAUGACAAUUCGAGAGUUGACGGUUGAAAAAGAGAGACUGAGAGUGGAGUUGGAGGCAGUGCGCAAAAUAGAAAAGGAGCAGGAAGAGUACAUUCAGAUGAUGACUGAGCAUUAA
Caenorhabditis sp. 36 PRJEB53466 is the source of this 475-nucleotide messenger RNA. NCBI's taxonomy places the organism in Eukaryota, Metazoa, Nematoda, Chromadorea, Rhabditida, Rhabditidae. The record is from the annotation of a GenBank genome assembly.